Molecule: messenger RNA, 1119 nt
Organism: Macrosiphum euphorbiae (potato aphid)
Lineage: Eukaryota; Metazoa; Arthropoda; Insecta; Hemiptera; Aphididae
Source: the annotation of a GenBank genome assembly
AUGGACGACGAUCAAAUUCGUUUACUUAUUGAAAAUAUUGAUGAUGGAAAUACCGAGUUUGACGAAAUCGAUGGCAGUGAUGAAGAAGGAGUUGAUGAGGUAGAAUAUAUAAGUCAUAAUAGUGAUUCUGAACAAUCUUUAGACGGUGAUUAUGAAGAUAAUGGCACCUAUUUAUUUUCUAAUUGGUCGAACGGACCGCAAUUUAUAGGGAAAGAUGGUAAAACUUUUUGGAAAUAUUGUCCUCCACCAAAAAAUAAUAGAAUAAGACGACAUAAUAUAGUUAGACAUAUACCUGGAGUAAAAGGGCUUGCUAAAAAUGCAAAUAGUGUUGAAGAAUCGUGGAAUUUAUUUUUUCCAGAUUCUAUUUUGGAACAAAUUGUUACAUACACAAAUAUUUAUCUUGACCGUAUAAGACCAAAGUUUGAUCGUUCACGUGAUGCAAGACUGACUAGUCUAACAGAAAUAAAAGCGCUAAUCGGUUUAUUAUAUUUAGCAGGUGUUCAUCAGUCUUCUCAUGUGAAUAUAAAGGACUUAUGGGCUAUGGACGGUACAGGUAUUGAAUAUUUUAGAUUAUCGAUGGGUAUGAAUCGCUUUUAUUUAUUACUUCGAGCAAUUCGUUUUGAUGAUAUAACAACACGUGCAAUGAGACAAUCUGUAGACAAUCUAGCACCAAUACGAUCAUUUUUUGAAGACUUUGUUAGAAGAUGUCAAGACUAUUAUGAAUUGAAUAAUUAUGUUACAAUUGAUGAAAUGUUAGAGUCUUUCCGAGGUCGUUGUCGUUUUAGACAAUAUAUUCCUAAUAAACCCGCAAAGUAUGGCCUCAAAAUAAUUGCAUUAGUAGAUUCAAAUACAUAUUAUUCAUAUAAUUUGGAAAUAUAUGCAGGGAAGCAGCCAAACGGGCCCUAUCACGUAAAUAACAGUGCUUGUAGUGUCGUGGAAAGAUUGAUUAGGCCAAUUUCUGGUUCAGGUCGAAAUAUUACGUGCGAUAAUUGGUUCAGCAGUAUUCCUCUCGCAGAAGACCUUCUCAAUAACCAUAAUUUGACCAUGGUUGGAACCACGGUUAUCUACACAGGUUGGCGCACGGCGUGUUAUCGAUGGUCGAUGCGGCGAACGCAGUGA